Messenger RNA from Octodon degus (degu), 3909 nucleotides. RefSeq lists its product as uncharacterized. Gene Ontology annotation, molecular function: DNA-binding transcription repressor activity, RNA polymerase II-specific. Lineage: Eukaryota; Metazoa; Chordata; Mammalia; Rodentia; Octodontidae. Gene Ontology annotation, biological process: negative regulation of transcription by RNA polymerase II. The record is from RefSeq and is a predicted model, not a curated record.
AUGGUGGAGAAGGGGUUGCUGACACUGGAGGACGUGGCUGUGAGGGUCACCCAGGAGGAGUGGCAGCUACUGGGCCCUGCUCAGAGGAGCAUGUACCAGAACGUGAUGCUGGAGAACUACUGCAGCCUGGUGUCAGUGGGGUAUCAAGCCAGCAAGCUAGAUGCCCUCUCCAAGUUACUGCAUGGAGAACCAUGGAGGGCAGAAGAUGAACUCCAUUGCCAAGCCCUUUCAGAUAUCAGGAAAGCUAAUGAUGAUCUGCCAAAACUUCUUCAAAAUGAAAGCAAUUUACAAAAUGAAAACCUUAUACAUACACUGAAGAAGCUGGAAAAGUGGAAUGAACAUAAUGCAUUUGAAAAUGUUGUCCAACAGAGCAAAACUCAGUUUCUGUUGAGGCAAAAUCAUGACACAGUUAACUUACAUGGAAAAUGUAUGAAGUCACAUUUAACUUCAGUUAACCACAGCAAAAGCUAUGAAAUGAAAAAUCCUGCAGAGUUCCCAAGAAAUGAGGAAUCCUUUUUCCCUAACUUUGAAAAAAUUCACACUGAAAUUCUAUUUCCUGCAAGUCAAAAACUCAUCAGCAUUAAAUCUCAUUUCAGUAGCCCCAAGCAUAAGAAAACUCAAAAAGUAGAGAAACAACAUGUAUGCAGUGAAUGUGGGAAAGCAUUUAUCAAGAAGUCUUGGCUCACUGAUCACCAGAUCAUCCAUACUGGAGAGAAACCACAUAGGUGUAGUCUGUGUGGGAAAGCCUUCUCCAGAAAGUUCAUGUUCACUGAACAUCACAGAACUCAUACAGGAGAAAAACCUUAUACAUGCACUGAAUGUGGCAAAGCCUUUCUCAAGAAAUCACGGCUCAACAUACAUCAGAAAAUUCAUACAGGAGAGAAACAAUAUUUAUGCAAUCAGUGUGGAAAGCGCUUCAUCCAAAAAGGAAAUCUCAUUGCACAUCAGCGAAUUCAUACAAGUGAGAAGCCUUAUAUUUGCAGUGAAUGUGGGAAAGGCUUUAUCCAGAAGACCUGUCUCAUAGCACAUCAGAGAUUUCAUACCGGGAAGACUCCCUUCGUGUGCAGUGAAUGUGGAAAAUCCUGCUCACAGAAAUCUAGUCUCAUUAAACAUCAAAGGAUUCACACGGGAGAGAAACCCUUUGAAUGCAGUGACUGUCGGAAAGUCUUCACCACAAAGCAAAAGCUCAUUAUUCAUCAAAUAACUCAUACAGGAGAAAAAACCUAUGGCUGCAAUGAUUGUGGGAAAGCUUUUGCAUAUGUGUCUUGCCUGGCAAAGCAUAAGAAAAUACAUACAAGUGAAAAACAGAGAGAUUCUAUAGAAAAACCUGCUGAGAGUGAUAGCUCAUUAUGUACUGGUGGCGUCAUACAGGAGAUAAACUCUGUUGGCACAGUGAUUACUCAAGUGCCCAUAGGGACCUCUCAGACAUCAUCAAACAUUUGUGGGCUUCUAGAAAAUAGGAAUGUCGUCCUUGUGGGACAGCCAGUGGCCAGAUGUGUGCCAGCAGGAGACAACAGAGAAUUUGCACAGGGGAAAAACCUAAUGAGUUCAGUGAAUGUGGUUGUGCCUUCACUCAUCAAUUAUGUCUUAUUUUAUGUCACAGAAAACCCAUCAUUAAAUUGUGAUGAUUCCCUGGGGAUGAGCACGCCUCUGGGUGAGCUAGAGCUCAUGCUGGGCACCUCCAGAGGCUGCUAUGGUGCUGAGUUCACUGAUAGUGAAGUUGCGGUGGUUGCUUUCAAGGCUGCCAGAGUGCUGAAGUGUUACAAGUGGGAACAGAGCAGGAUACAGUGCCCCAAAGCUCUCCUGCGGCAGUUUAAAGGCGGAGAAAUUGGCGCAGAGAGGUGCUGGGGAUGUGGGACGUGCGUCCGAAGUUGGGGCGCCCAGCGCUCGGGGUCGCAGGUGAAAGGUCACGUUUGCGGGUCAUCGCGGAGGUUGCCGAGCAUUUGUCAGUACAAAGGCAGUUUGGGUUCCACGUGGGACUCUGCGGCGGUGGCCCGCGUAGUGGAGGUUUGGGGCUCCGGAGGGGUGCUUGGUCGGCGUCCUAGGAGCCCCGGAGGCGGGGGUGCGGGGAUUGGCGGUCGCGCGGCCCGCCCGCUCGGGGCGCUCGCGGCGGUGGUCGAGUUGAGGCUCCGGCGUGGGCUGCCGAACCUCCCCGGGCUGGGUCUGCGGGCUCCCCAGCCUGGAACAACCAGCCCGGCCCACCUUUCUGUUGUUUAUGAUUUCCUUGUCUCCUUCUUAGCUUUCCCAAAGCCUGUGCACAUGAUAAAGUUGGACGUCUUCAGGCCCCCCGAUGCAGAGCAUUUUCCCCUUUGCUUCAGUACCCGGUCCACAGCAGCAGCACCUGGGCUGUGGGAACUGUGUCGUCAGCUGCCAUUUCUCUUCGUCUCACAGCGAGAACAUUUGAGUGAAGAAAGGCAAGAAGAGGUUCCUGGAUGUGCGGUGCCUCGUUUCCCGGGAUGCCUUUCACCAAAGACUCAGAGUCCUAAAUUAAAAAUUGAGGCAAAUCCAGAAGACACUGCAGACAGAGCAUUUCAGUUACAGGAUGUUUCUGAAGCGGAAGAUGACAACGGCCCAGGUGACUUUCGGUUUUUCAAACAAAUUUCUAUUCUGAGGGGACAGGUUGUGGCAACCCUCAAAUUUGAGCGAGUUGUACAGAAGCACAGACUGGUGUUACAGGAGUCACUGACAUUGGAGGACGUGGCUGUGAGGUUCACCCAGGAGGAAUGGCAGCUCCUGAGCCCUGCUCAGAAGGACCUGUACUGGGAUGUGACGCUGGAGAACUACCGAAGCCUGGUGUCAGUGGAAGUUGAGAAAGCUGAUCAUCUGCAACAGCAAUUGCAAAACCAAAAAAGGCCAAACAGGAUGGAACAGUGUCAUGAACCGAAUGCACCUGGAAAUAGUCAGAGGCGCAAACGUCUUCUUCCCUUAAGUCCAAAUCAUAUGUUUGAUUUACAUGGAAAAGCAUCAAAACCUUAUUUAGCUUUAUCUAACCAGAACAGCAAAUGUUUCAUAAAAGAGCUUGCUGAGUUAAAACUUACUCAGCAUUUGAAAACACAUAUAGGAAAUAAACCCCAUAUUUGCCCUGAAUGUGGGAAAAGUUUUGCCAGGAAAUCACCACUCAUUGUGCAUAUGUGAAUUCAUACGGGAGAGAAACCAUAUUUAUGUAGUGAAUGUGGAAAAGGAUUUAUUCAGAAGGGCAAUCUUUUGAUACAUCAACGAACUCACAUGGGAGAGAAACCCUAAGGAUGUACUGAGUGUGGUAAGGCCUUUAGCCAGAAGGUGUGCCUCAUAGCACAUCAGAGAUACCACACAGGAAGGACACCCUAUGUGUGUACUGAGUGUGGGCAAACCUGUUCCCAGAAGUCGGUGCUUAUUAGACAUCAAAGAAUUCAUACUGGUGAGAAGCCAUACAAAUGCAGCGAUUGUGGGAAAGCCUUCAUUACAAAGGCAAAGCUGAUUACCCAUCAUAGAACUCAUAAAGGAGAGAAACCAUACGGAUGUGAUGAGUGUAAGAAAGCCUACUCUGAUAUGUCUUGCCUUGUUAAACAUAAGAGAACACACAGAAUGGAGAAAUGCACAGAUAUACUGAAGGUGAAUGAUUCUACAGUGAGUGACACAUUUUUGGACAAUAGUAAAUUCAUGCAAGAGAGAAAUCCUGUUAAUAUAACGCAAAUACCUCCAGUGAUCCCUAAUGUGUUAAACAUGAGUGGGCUCCUAGCAAAUAGAAAUGUGGUCCCUGUGGGACAGCCAGUGGUGAGAUGUUCACUCUCAGGAGAAAACAGGGUCUAUACAGAGAGAAAUCUCAUGAAUGUAGUGAAUGUGAUUGUGCCUCCAAUUGUUAAUCAUGUUUUGUUUUAUGUUACAAACGUAGGAAAAAACCUUUGUAUGUGCAAUAUGGAAAAGCCUUGA